AUGGCCGGUGUCCUGAGCAAGCGCCAGCAGGCGCGUAACGAAAAGGUCCUUCACGAUCUGGUCCAGUCCGUACCGGGGAACAACUUGUGCGCCGACUGCCAGGCGCGGAACCCAGCAUGGGCCUCUUGGAGUCUAGGCGUGUUCCUUUGCAUGAGAUGUGCCGCUAUCCAUCGAAAGUUGGGAACGCAUAUCUCAAAGGUGAAAUCCUUGAGCAUGGACAGCUGGUCUAAUGAACAAGUGGAGAAUAUGAAAAAGGUCGGAAACGUCAGGUCCAAUCAGAUUUACAACCCCGAUAACAAGAGACCUCCCGUUCCUGUCGAUGCCGACGAAGCUGAUUCCGCGAUGGAACGAUUCAUCCGCACCAAAUACAUGAACAACAUCCCCAUCCCCACGAGGAAGCAACAUUCGGGCCUUUCAGAUGAAGGCGUUCCUCCGCCGCUACCACCAAAGUCGGGAGGCAAGUUUGGGUUCAGAUCAGCCUCGUCAAUCUUCCCGCUAUCGUCUCGGUUGAGAAAGGAUUCGUCAUUGCGUAACACCGUGUCGAGUCCCCGCGAGCCGCGAAGUCCCUCGCCCAGCGAUUUGCCGAAUAAGCCCUCCAAGGUGUUUGGCGCGAGCGUGUCGUACGAGCAGGAAGAUACAGAGAGGAAAUUGACCAGUCUGAGGGACAUGGGAUUUUCUGACGGCCAGCGCAACGCUAUGGUGUUGAAGGGCGUGAACGGAAACCUGGAGCGCGCGAUUGAGACACUGGUGCGGUUAGGCGAGAGCGAUAGACGGUCACCUUCUUUGACAGGGCCUCGCGAGAGCUCUCUGCGCGCGACACGCUCGCACGCGAACCUGUCAACGUCUAGUGGAUUAUCUGCACCGCAUCAGACGUUCAGUGACCACCCCCAGUCGCCCUCGACAGCCUCUAGCAACAACCCCUUUGACAUGCUGCCGCCGCAGCCGCAAUCUUCCCAAUCGACCGGCACGCUCCAGAAUAAAAACCCUUACGCGAACAACCCGUUCGGAGCUCCCACGCAACAGCAGCAAGAUAUUGCCCAGGCUUUCGGCAGCAUGUCCCUCGCGCCAGCGCAACCCCUGUUCCCGCACCACACGGGCGGAUUGCCGGCUUCCCAGCCAUUUGCUCAGCCUCAGCAAAUAUACCAGCAGUCCAUGACGCCUCCCAUUCCGCAGCAGCAUCAGCAGCAAAACUACAACCCCAUGAGCUUUAAUAGUAAUAUGACAUAUCCCCAACCCAUCCAGCCGCAGGCAACGGGCUACAACCCAUUCCUCACGAACCAGGCGCAGCCUCAGCAGCAACAAAACCUUGCAGUCAACACAGGGCCAUCGUCAAGCCCAUAUGCGAACAAUCCGUUCACUCGAUCUCCGACAAGAAUCCAGUCGCCUUCGCUAGGCCAGAUACCCGAGCAGUCGCAAUCGAACUUUUACAUGGACUCUCCGCAGACGAUGACACCACAGAGCAGCAACCCCUUCUUUGCACAACUGGGCUCGCAACCUACGGGGCAACAGCAGGUACCACAGCAGCAGCAGCAGAUGUACCAGCAACCAUUCCAGCAAGAGCAGCAGGCGUUUGGGCAGCAGCAACAGAACCCCUAUCAGCAGCAGCAUCAAAACGCUUUCCAGCAACCGGUUCAACAGCCGUUCCAGCAGCAGCAGCAGCAGCCGCACCACCCGUUUCAGCAACAGGACAUCCCGCAGCAACAAUAUCAGGUUCCAGCGCCACAGGCUCCGUAUCAACAGCAGCCCCAGUACCCUCAGCAACCUCAACGGCCCGACAAGGCUUCGAUUCUGGCACUGUACAGCCAACCGCAGCUAGCACCUCAGGCUUUUGCACCCCAGACCCAGGCGCAGACGCCAGAGGUACACCCCGAGGUCGCAGCACCUCAGCAGCAGAGCCAAGACGCAGCGGGCGGAUCCAUGGGAGCAGGGAGCAAGAACCCCUUUUUGAUGAAUGGCGGCGGUGGUGGUGGAGGCAUGUCAUCGCCGCCGCCACCACAGCAGGCGAUGGCGGCCCCCUCAGCGAAUGCUGUCGGGCCGCGCAAGGCGGGUGUCAGUCGCGAGAGCAUGGCAUUUACGGAUAUGCAGUGGACAAACGGGAGGCACAGCCCAGAUGCGUUUGCCAGUCUAAGCGCGCGGCACAUGUGA
Molecule: messenger RNA, 2145 nt
Organism: Colletotrichum acutatum
Lineage: Eukaryota; Fungi; Ascomycota; Sordariomycetes; Glomerellales; Glomerellaceae
Exons: 4
Coding region: 1-2145 (714 amino acids)
Cellular component (GO): cytoplasm
Molecular function (GO): GTPase activator activity; protein binding
Source: RefSeq, a predicted model, not a curated record